AUGAGAAUUAUUGCUAAGCUGUUUCCAGAAAAGGACCGGAAUGAAAUUUAUGCUCUUCUUGAAGCCAAAUUUAAUCAAGAAAACAGACUAGAAAGUGUCAUCAAUGAAAUUUUGUAUGGGCAAACAGUAAGUGGAGAUGGAACACAGGGAAGCCAGGCUGUUGCUGCUGCUAACCCUGUAGAAGAUCCUACAAGUUCUGUUGUUAUUGAAGAUUCCAUUGAACAUGAUGUGGACAGAAUGAGAAGCAUAUUUCCUGACUGUGACCCAAAUUAUCUGUUCGAAAAACUGGACAACCUAAAGACUACUUUAGAUCGUACAACUGUUUUGGCAGCUGAGAUGUUUGAGAAGCAUGACUAUCCUAAACUAAAAGAUGUGCUAGAUAAAGAACAAGAAAAAGAAAAGAAAGAAAAAGCAAGACAAUUAAAAAUGAGUGAGGCAGAAUUCUUGCAAAAGUUUCCAGAUCCAGUGAAAACAUUUUCUGAUUGUACGAAGGAACCUUCAGCUAUCUACAGACAGCAUGCAGAUGUAAUUCUAAGAAAAGAAUUCCCAAUGUUGAAAUAUAAAUAUUUGGAACAAAUAUUGCAGAAAUAUAAUGGUCAUUUGUACCCAGCUUAUCAGGAGAUUUCUGCAUUAGUUGUGAAGACUCCAUUGGACAAGCGGAAAAAAAUGCCCAUGUUUCUGAGGAGGAAACAUUCCGUGAAGCUGCUAAUGCCUGAUGAAGCAGAUGAAUAUUUUUACCAUGAACUCUGGUUUGUUUAUAAUGAACUUUCUGUUGUAGAUCACACAAAACAGAAAGAAUUACAAAGACAGCUGAACAUUGAAAAUGCCAGGGCCACAGGACAGUUGCAUGAAUGUUGCUGCUGUUUUGAUGAUGAAUGCCUCUUGGAGGACCUUGCUAGCUGUCCUGAUGGUCACCUGUUCUGUAAGACUUGUGUCAUCAGAUCCACCCAGGCAGCUUUUGGUGAAAUGAAAACUAAAUUCCCUUGCCUAACUGGAGAAUGUAGUCAAGACAUACCAUUGAGCUUCCUUCAGACCAUCAUACCUGCUGGACUGUUCUCAAAGAUUGUCCGUAGACUACAGGAAGAGGAAGUGCAGCAAGCUAACAUUCCUGACCUAGUGACGUGCCCAUUUUGCCCAUUUGCUGCCAUUAUGCCAGAUCCAGAUGACAGAGUCUUCAAGUGCUUAAACCCUGAAUGCCUGAAAGAAUCUUGCAGGCUAUGUCGAGAACCGAGCCACAUUCCUCUGCGCUGUAAUGAAGUUGAAAAGAAAGCAGAAACAGGCAUGCGUGUCUAUAUUGAAAAUAAGAUUUCUGAAGCAGUAAUGCGAAAAUGUCACAAAUGUGGCAAGCGGUUUGUCAAAGAUGAUGGCUGCAACAAGAUGACCUGUGUCUGUGGUGCCACUAGUUGUUAUGCUUGUAAGGCAACUGACAUUGGCUAUGAGCACUUCAACCAUAAUAAGAAAUGUGCAAACACAGAUCCCAGUGCUAUACAUCAGCGUGACAUGGAGGAAGCAGCUGUUGCGGCAAAAAAUCAGUACUUACUUGAACACCCUGAGGCUGCAGACAUACAGCUCAAGACUGAUGUCAAGGACAUGAUACAGGACUGUUAUGAUGAUGAUGAGGAGGACGAGGAUAUCUACUUGGAUGAUUCUGAUUCAAUGGAUGAAUAUGGUGAUGACGAGACGGAUGAUUAUGACUCAAUGUAUGAAUACAUUGAUGGGAUUGAUGUUGAACUGGAUCAUUAUGGCACAAAUAGUUCUUUUGAACAAUAUUUAUAA
This is a messenger RNA of Candidula unifasciata, 1776 nucleotides long. NCBI's taxonomy places the organism in Eukaryota, Metazoa, Mollusca, Gastropoda, Stylommatophora, Geomitridae. The record is from the annotation of a GenBank genome assembly.